AUGUCCCUCCUGUCAGCUAUGAUGGAGCGGUGGCACGCUGAGACUCAUACCUUUCAUCUGCCCUUUGGAGAGUGGGGGAUCACCCCAUAUGAUAUCUAUAUGCAGCUGGACCUUAGGUAUGAUGGGGGAUCUGUCCCUUUUGAGGACGACCUCCCGAUACCUUUUGAGGAUGACUGGAUGAGUCUACCGGGGACGAUGUCGGAUGUUUCGGAUUUUUCCGGCCAUUGGUUCAGGUUGCUCUGGUUGUCAUCGAACUUUGCCCGACAUAUCCUUGAGACCGAGGCCAUAACCAUCGUGAAGGCCUGCGCCCUGAUACUGUACACUAUGGGGGUGAUGAUCUUCUGUCACAGGAAUGAGCUGAGAGCGGUGCCUGAGCGAGAGCUGGCUGCUUCUUUGGAGGGCUUUGAUGCUAGUGCCUUCGUCGACCCAGUGAGGGCGUACAGCUCUUGGUGCGAAUAG
Messenger RNA from Magnolia sinica, 459 nucleotides. Its product is annotated as serine/threonine-protein phosphatase 7 long form homolog. The record is from RefSeq and is a predicted model, not a curated record. NCBI's taxonomy places the organism in Eukaryota, Viridiplantae, Streptophyta, Magnoliopsida, Magnoliales, Magnoliaceae. The transcript has 2 exons. Bases 1 to 459 code for a protein of 152 amino acids.